GCAGUGUUCUACGGACACGGAAGCGGAGAGACCACCCUGGGUCACCACGGAUAGCUGAAGUCACUUUUCGUUCAACUUGUUUGGAGAAUGGCCAACAGAGCAACGUGGUGCUGGGAGAGGAAGAGGACAACUGGAGGCGAGAGUAAACGAAGAGAGAGCAGGAAGGAGGCGUAGCCGCGUGGGGUGCCAGAGAGUGGAAGUCAAAGGGAAGAUAAGGAUGAGAAGUGCAGAACUCCUGUGCACAGGGCUUGUGCAUUUUGUAAUUAUUUGUAACAGAAGAUAACUUCCGUUUGCAAGCCCUGUUCAGCCAGCGGGCAGUGACGUCACUCCGUUGUGGGUCACCCCCUUCCCUUUUCCUAACACGGGGUAGAGGACUAUGGACAGGAGUCGUGCAGCGAGAAAUGACUGACUCUGUCACUACAUGGUGCCUUUUUAAAGGAACAUUAAAUGUCAACCUCUAAAGACUCAACAUUGUCUGAGGAAGAAGCCCGGAAGAGGAGGAAGAGGAAAGAAAAGGAGGCAGGAAUGGCUCUUUCUCAGGAACAGUUGACCUUCAAGGAUGUGGCCAUAGAAUUCUCUCAGGAGGAGUGGGAAUGCCUGGACCCUGGUCAGAGGGCCUUGUACAGAGACGUGAUGUUGGAGACCUACAGGAACCUGCUCUCCCUGGAUAUCUGUCAUAUACAUGUGAUGAAGAAAUUACAACCUAAAGUGAACAGUGAUGGAGGAGAAGUAUUCCAAACAGUGAUGUUGGAAACAUGUGAAAGCCGUGAAAUAAGAGAUUUUUACUUCAAGGAAAUCCAGGAAAAUAUGCAUGACUUUGAGUAUCAGUGGAGAGAUGAUGAAAGAAAUAGCAAAGGAAUGCCUAUAACCUGUAAAGAAAAUCUCACUUAUAAAAGAAAUCAACCUUGGAAAAGGGAUGCAGGAAACAAGCCUGUUGAAAAUAGGCUUGGAUCAAGCUUUCGAGAUAAACUGCUGAUAUAUCAAGCUGAAGGGAAAAUUUAUGAAUGUAAUCAAGCUGUGAAGUCUACCAACAGUAGAGGCUCAUUUUCAAUACUUGAAAGAAUUCCUCCUAGUGUCCAGGCCAACAUUUCUAAUAUAUAUGGGAAUGAUCUUAUCCAUCUUUCAGUACUGACACAGGAACAGAAAGCAUACAAGGGAAAACCUUACAAAUGUGGUCAGUUUGGCAAAAUGUUUCAUCAGGGCUCAUACCUCACUAGACAUCAGAUAAUCCACACAGGAGAGAAAUCAUACAAAUGUGAUAUAUGUGGCAAAGUCUUUAGUCGAAGUUCACACCUUGCAAGUCAUCGGAAAAUUCAUACUGGAGAGAAGCCUUACAAAUGUAAUGAGUGUGGCAAGCUCUUUAGUCAAAAAGCACACCUUGGAAAUCAUCAGCGAAUUCAUAGUGGAGAGAAACCUUACAAAUGUAAUGAGUGUGGCAGAGCCUUUACCCUUCGCUCAAAUCUCAUCAGACAUCAGAAAAUUCAUACAGGAAAGAAAUUAUAUAGAUGUGAUAUAUGUGGCAAAGUCUUUAGUCGAAAUUCACACUUUGCAAGUCAUCAGAGACUUCAUACUGGAGAGAAACCUUACAAAUGCAGUGAGUGUGGCAAGGUCUUUAGUCAAAAGUCACAUCUUACAAGACAUCAGAGAAUUCAUAGUGGAGAGAAACCUUACAAAUGUAAUGAGUGUGGCAAAACCUUUAAUUUUCGCUCAAACCUCAUUAAACAUCAGAAAAUUCAUAUAGGAAAGAAAUUAUAUAAAUGUGAUGUAUGUGGCAAAGUCUUUAUUAGAAAUUCACACUUUGCAAGUCAUCAGACACUUCAUACUGGAGAGAAACCUUACAAAUGCAAUGAGUGUGGCAAGGUCUUUAGUCAAAAUUCACAUCUUACAAGACAUCAGAGAAUUCAUAGUGGAGAGAAACCUUACACGUGUAAUGAGUGUGGUAAAGCUUUUAGCCAAAGUUCAAGCCUGGUUGACCAUCGGAAAAGUCAUUCUGGAGAGAAACCAUAUAAGUGUUUUGAAUGUGGCAAGGCCUUUAAGCAAUGGUAUUACAUCAAGAUUCACCGAAGAAUUCACACUGGAGAGAAACCAUACAAAUGUGAUGUGUGUGGCAAGGCCUUUAUUGCUCUUUCAAGCCUAACUAAUCAUCAGGUAAUCCAUACUGGAGAGAGACCUUACCAAUGUAAUGAAUGUGGGAAGGCAUUUAGGCAACAGUCUGAAAUCAGGAUUCACCAAAGAAUUAUGAUGCAGAGAACCCUUUCAAGUGUAAUGAAUGUGGGAAAGCCUUUACUCAGCGUUCAACUCUCACUACACAUCAGAUAAUCCAUAAAAGAGAGAAACCAUAUAAAUGUGAUGUAUGUGGAAAGGUCUUUAGUCAAAAAUCACACUUUAAAAUCCACCAGAGAAUUCA
Molecule: messenger RNA, 2407 nt
Organism: Balaenoptera ricei (Rice's whale)
Lineage: Eukaryota; Metazoa; Chordata; Mammalia; Artiodactyla; Balaenopteridae
Product: zinc finger protein 160-like
Biological process (GO): regulation of transcription by RNA polymerase II
Molecular function (GO): DNA-binding transcription factor activity; RNA polymerase II cis-regulatory region sequence-specific DNA binding
Source: RefSeq, a predicted model, not a curated record